AUGGAUUUCCCAGCACAAGGCAGACGAAGAGAUCCACAAUACAACAUCAAUAACGCUAUAAAGGAGCGUCAGAAUCACGAACCAACUCCAACUCCAACUCAUACGCCUGCUAGAACAAAUCUUUGGUGCCCAUGCUCGCCACAACGAACACGUUCACCAGAACGAACAAGAUUCCUGACCUCGCCAGCUCCGUCAACUUCAAGAUCACGCCCACCAGAACGAACUCCGUGCACAAAUUCAACUUUAUCAACUUCAAUAUCACGCCCACCAGAACGAACUCCGUGCACAACUUCAUCAACCUCAUCAAAUUCAAGAUCUCCGUCUCCCACAAGAACGGUUUUUGUGGCUCCUUUGCAAACCGCAGUACAAUCAGUCGUAACUGUUUUCGUAACGCCAAGCUUACAACCCAUACCACCAGUAGCAACACAAACAAGCACACCUUCCAUUAGCACACCUUCCGUUAUCCCAACCUCUAGAAUUCUGACGCCUCCUGGUGUGGUAUUGGCGGCUGUUACGGGUGUACUUGGUAUGGCAAGACUAAUCACUUAUUGUUAAUUACUAACAUCAAACAGCUGGUAUUGCUGUCUUGGUCAAUAUGGGCAUCAUUAUAUGGCGCAGAAGGAAAAAUCAAACGAGAAGAAAAGAAGAGGUAUGCAACCAGUCAUACUCUUCUGAAGAAAAAAUGUCAGUCAACGUUAUGAAGGAGCAGCGGGAGACUACUGAGACUGGGAACAGUCGGCCCUGGGACGCGAACUUAUACAAUACUCUAUAUCGCUUAGAAGGAAAGCCAUCUCUGCGAUAG
Molecule: messenger RNA, 802 nt
Organism: Hymenoscyphus albidus
Lineage: Eukaryota; Fungi; Ascomycota; Leotiomycetes; Helotiales; Helotiaceae
Source: the annotation of a GenBank genome assembly